Vespa mandarinia (Asian giant hornet) is the source of this 4353-nucleotide messenger RNA. Its product is annotated as RRP12-like protein. NCBI's taxonomy places the organism in Eukaryota, Metazoa, Arthropoda, Insecta, Hymenoptera, Vespidae. The record is from RefSeq and is a predicted model, not a curated record.
UCGGCCAUUUUAUAUUAAACGUUGGGUAUAUAUGGAUGUAAACUGCGGAGGUAACUUGUAAAAAGAAACCUGAUAGAUUUUUGUUGUUAAUACUAUUUCUUGUUAAUAUUAUUUCUUGUUAAUAGUAUUUAUUGUUAAUAAUAUUUAUUGGAAGUAGUAAAAAGGAUCUAUUUUUAAAUAUAAUGGGUAAGAUAGCGCGAUUAAAUAGUAAAAGCAAAGCAAAGCGUUGGCCAAAAGGUCAAAGCUCUAAUUCAAAUCCGGAAACAACAAAGCACCGAGAAAGAGCUACAUGGAUGUUUUUUAAAGAUUUUGGUGGAACGCCGGGUAUAACAACAGAAGAUUUGCAAAAACAUGAUGCUAUGCAAAGUAUUCUACCUCAAAUAGAAAAUAUAGAUAUCGAUGAAGAUCAGGUAGAAAAUAGUACAGAUGGCACAGUCGAUUCUGCGGGUACAUUUGCAAGCACUUAUAGUAAUUGUACAAAUAUUUCUUUCAAUCGAUUUUUAAGUCACUUUCAAUCUAAGUCGUUAAUCCAUAAGGAGAUGUUAGCAGUAUUAUCAGCAGUAACCGAAGUUAUUAAACAAAAUGGGGGGGCUGAAACCUCGACCGAGUAUUUCGCAGCAUUGAUGAGUACUCUAGAGGCAGUUGAUACGGAUACGUCCGUUGCUGCCACACUUUCACUUUUAGGUAUGGGAUUAAGAACUGUACCUAAAAAUGUUCUCAAUGCACAAUUUGGUCCAACAAGUCAAAUCUUUCUCCAAAUAUUAACAAAGUAUAUAGAAACAGAAAAUUUUCUAAUUAUAAGACACUGCCUCAGCUGUCUUUCACUGUUGUUACGGUUUCAAGAAGCCGCGGUUUGGUCAAAUUCUUCGACAAUGCAAAUUUUAGACGCCAUUUUGUCAUUUUCUAUUCAUAUUAAACCUAAAAUAAGGAAGGUAGCUCAGCAUGGAAUAUGUGCCAUACUUAAAGGAAGUGAUUUAAUGAGAAGUGAAAAUUGUCCUGCUUACCAUCCGGCUGCACCACAAGUUGCUAAACAUUGUGUAAAUCAAUUGAACGCAGCUUGCGAACCUGGUGGAAUAACCAACAUCCUUCAUACUCUCACGUUACUUAAGGACAUUAUCCACCAUUUACCAAAGUCAUAUGUAAAGACUAUUUGCGAGGGACUUUUAAGUAUUAUGGGAUUAAAAAAUGUUUUGAUAACAUCGUGCUGUUUGCAAACUUUGCAUGGAUUGUUCGUGUCUAGGCCGUCGGAAGUAAUAUUACCAUCGCAAAGAAAUGCUCAAAUUAUAACUGCCCUUUAUGAUUAUCAACCUCCUGCGAAUGAUGCACAACCAACUCUAGCUUGGUUGACCGUUAUGCAAGAGGCUCAUUGCAAUCUCAUUCAAAAUUCUAUGGAUAUGUGUGCUGCCAUUGUACCUCGAAUGUUAGAAAAAUGUAUUGAAUUGUGGCUCUCCGAUAAACAAGAAGUCAUAUCGGGUACAUCUCAUACCAUAAAAAUACUUUUACAAGAUUGCAUUGGCCCGCUAUGUGAAAAUGAAGAAAAAGUUAAAAGAUACAAAGUAAUAAUGGAUCAAAUAAUAGAUAUGAUGUAUAAAACAACAAAGUACCAGUAUCUUGACAGGAAUAUACCAUUUGAUAAUAUUCUUCAUUUAAUCGCAUUGCUCUUUCAAAUAACUAAAAAAAUAAAAAGUCCACAGCUUUUAGAAAUUUUGAAGACAUUAGCAGAAUUACGGGAAUCAUACAACUUUGCAUGUAAUGCAGGUGUUGAAUACGCGAUUGGAGCUGCUAUAAAAGCACUGGGUCCUCGUGUUGUUUUACAGACCUUACCUUUACAAAUUGGAAAAGAUGCUAUAAACUUAGAGAGAAGUUGGCUACUUCCAUUGUUGAAAGAUUGCAUAACUCAUGGAUCACUUUCUUUCUUCACAGAUAUGUUGCUACCAUUAGCAGUAAUAUGCAACAUAAAAUCUAAAGAACCAAUAGGAGGAAAAACUUAUGAAUUCCUUCUAACGCAAGUAUGGGCAAUAUUGCCAAGUUUAUGUAAUGAUGCUGAUGACGUGAAAGACAAUUUCAAGAAUAUCGCUAAAUUGCUGGGAACAAUUAUCAAUGGAGUUAAAGAUUUAAGAUUAUCAGUAAUGGCAGCUUUAAGAAAACUGAUCACAAAGGCAACAGAAGUUAAUAACAGUGAAGAUAUAUUGGAACUUGCUCGUUUUGCCAAAAAUUAUCUACCACUUUUGUUUGCUUUAUACACAACUAAACCAACUGGAACGGAUGAAGAGGGACAUCGUUUAGCUACAUUUGAUACGAUUAAGAUAUAUCUGACAAUAACAGACAAAAUAUUGGUAAAUGAGCUAUUUGAUAAAUCAUUAAGUAAAUUGAACGAUGUCGAAGCAGAUGAUUUUUUCAAAGAAAGCGUAUAUGACUUAAUAAGAUUGUUAAUCGAAUAUACUGACAUCGAUAGAUUAAAGAAAUUUUACGAUAUGUGUCUACCGUACAUAGAAGAUAAAACAAAACGAAAGGAACAGAAGAAAGCAUACAGAUUUAUAGAAGGAUUGUGCGGUAGUGAUAAAGAAGUGUGUAAAAAUUUUGUACAAGAACAUAGACGAGAAAUCCAAAAAAUGAUGAUUGCUUCUGCAACUAAAUUAAUUCAAACGAGUAAAGGAGCCCGUAUAAGAUGUUUGACACAUCUUGUAAAAAGUCACCCACAGUUAGAAAGAACGAAAUUUUUACAAGCCAUCAUUCCGGAAGCGAUAUUAUCCCUAAAGGAUAUAAAUCAGAAAUGUCGAAUUUCGGCAUAUCAAUUGUUAAACGUCAUUGCUGAUAAAUUUUUAGAAAAGCCUGAAUAUCUUAAAGAAUAUAUAGACAUGGUAAUUGCAGGCUUAGGCGGUGAACAAAAAUACAGUAGUUACACUCUACUAGCUCUUGCUUCCCUCACAUAUCAUUAUAAUGGUUCCUUGGGUAUAGAAACUUUGGAGGAAAUAUUAGGACAUGCGUGUUUACUUGUAGUUAGCUCCACAAGAGAAAUAGUAGAAUCAGCAUUGUCAUAUAUUAAAGUAUAUAUAACCGUAAUGCCGUCUCUGAUAAUAGCAAAAACAUUAACGAAAAUAGUGAGUGCUUUGUCCGAUAUGAACGAUGAUUGUAAAAGGCAUUUUAGGCAAAAAGUUCGAGAUAUCUUCACCAAAUUGAUACGGAAAUAUAGUAUAAGAACAAUUUCCGGAAUGGUGCCAGCAUCAGACACAAUACUUCAUAAAAGGUUAAAAAAUAUUCAUAAAGUAGAAGAAAUUAAAAAGAAAAGUAGGGAAUUGAAAAAAAUGAAACAAAGUGAAAAGGACACAGACACUGAUUUCAGUGCAAAAAGAAGACCAAAAAGCAUGGAAGAUCUCUUGGCAGACAGCGAAGAAUUUGAUGAUAUGGAUGAGGACGAACCAAAAAAGAACAACAAAAAGCGAACAUCAAGAAAAGAAGCUUGGAUCAAAGAGAACGAAGAAAAUAUUGUUGAUUUGAUUGAUCCAACAACUGCCAGAAAUAUAACUACAACUCAACCUGGGAAUGCAUCCAACGUGAAAGAACCCAUUAAAAAAUUGAAAGAACCAAAAGAUUACGGAUUUAAAACUGCUCCAGAUGGACGAAUUAUUAUUAAGGAUGAUAAUCAAAAAGAUGAUAGCGAUACGGAAAAUACAAAAAGAAAACGAUUAUUAUCCGAAGAUGAUUCGAAUGAUGACGAUUAUGAAGAUGACGAACAGGACAAAAAUUCAAUAAUAUCUAGCAACAGAAAACGAAAACAUGGUGCAUGUUCCGAUACAACAAGUUUAAAGAGUUUUGCUGUAUCGAAAUAUCGAGCUGGAGGUUCAGGUAUUCAUAGACCACUAAAAAUGCAAAAAAUUGAACAUACACCCGGUUCGGAAUAUCGCGCACAUAAAGCAGGAGGUGACAUCAAGAAGAAGGGCAAACCUGACCCUUAUGCUUACGUUCCACUGACAAGAGCUGCUCUAAAUAAGCGAAAGAAGAAAAAAAUGGCAACAAAGCUUCGAGGUAUCGUUGCUGGAGCUAAGAAAGGAGCACAAAUUGGAAUGAAAAGCAAAAGAAGUAAUAAAUAAAUAGAUCAUUUAUUACGUUUCAUAAUUGAAUAGAAAGAAAAUGAAUUAAUAACGAGCGUACCAUAUCGUUAUUUAAAAAGACUGAUAGAUAAGUAAAUCGAAGCUCCAGCGAUUUUACUACCUCCACUUUUGGCCUUUUGCGACCGAGCGAGCAAUGCGUCUUAGCCAGAAAAUGACAUUUUAUUUAAUUUAUGUACAAUUACACAGAGUGCAAUUUGUAAUUUAUAGUUGAAUUUUUAAAUAAAUGAAUAUUUAAUAUUAA